Molecule: messenger RNA, 2885 nt
Organism: Mustela erminea (ermine)
Lineage: Eukaryota; Metazoa; Chordata; Mammalia; Carnivora; Mustelidae
Gene: NUS1
Product: NUS1 dehydrodolichyl diphosphate synthase subunit
Exons: 5
Coding region: 205-1086 (293 amino acids)
Cellular component (GO): endoplasmic reticulum membrane; dehydrodolichyl diphosphate synthase complex
Molecular function (GO): ditrans,polycis-polyprenyl diphosphate synthase [(2E,6E)-farnesyl diphosphate specific] activity
Source: RefSeq, a predicted model, not a curated record
CACUGUCCAUGUACUAGCGGGGGCGGGGCUGCCGAGGCAGGAGGAAGAUGGCGGCGGGGGCGAGGUGAGGUGUUGGCAGCAGAAAGGGGUUCGGGCGUGGGGGGCGGGGGAACGUGGAGCGAUGGCCCGCGCCGGCCGCAGGGCUGGAUAAAAGCCGUCGCGCCGCGGGUGUAGGAGGGAGGGAGGUGAGGGCGCCACGAGAGUAUGACGGGGCUGUACGAGUUGGUGUGGCGGGUGCUGCACGCUCUGCUCUGUCUGCACCGCACGCUCACCUCCUGGCUCCGCGUUCGGUUCGGCACCUGGAACUGGAUCUGGCGGCGCUGCUGUCGCGCCGCCUCCGCCGCGGUCCUAGCGCCGCUCGGCUUCACGCUCCGCAAGCCCCGGGCUGCCGGCAGGAACCGCCGUCACCACCCGCACCCGCGCGGGAGGCCGGGCCUGACCGCCUCCCACCUCCGGCUCCGCUGGCGCGCGGACGGCCGUUCCCUGGAGAAGCUGCCAGUGCAUAUGGGCUUGGUGGUCACCGAAGAGGAGCAGGAGCCCAGCUUCUCGGACAUCGCGAGUCUCGUGGUGUGGUGUAUGGCUGUGGGCAUCUCCUACAUUAGCGUCUACGACCACCAAGGUAUUUUCAAAAGAAAUAAUUCCAGAUUGAUGGAUGAAAUUUUAAAACAACAGCAGGAACUUUUGGGCUUAGAUUGUUCAAAAUACUCACCAGAGUUUGCAAAUAGUAAUGACAGAGAUGAUCAAGUUUUAAAUUGCCGAUCAGCAGUGAAGGUGCUCUCCCCAGAAGAUGGAAAAGCAGAUAUUGUGAGAGCUGCUCAGGACUUUUGCCAAUUAGUAGCCCAGCAGCAAAAGAGAUCCACAGAUUUGGAUGUAGACAUGUUCGACCGUUUACUUAGUUCAACUGGCUUUCCUGAUCCUGAUUUAGUAUUGAAGUUUGGUCCUGUGGACAGCAUGUUAGGCUUUCUUCCCUGGCACAUCAGAUUGACUGAGAUUAUCUCUUUGCCUUCCCAUCUGAACAUCAGUUAUGAGGACUUUUUCUCUGCCCUUCGUCAAUAUGCAGCCUGUGAACAGCGUCUGGGAAAGUAGUGAUCCCUGGCUGCGUAAUUUGAUUUCAGGCUUUUGGAGAAAAGGACCCAAGUGACUCUGAUGUUUACAAAGCACCUAUGAAACCCUGUACACACCUAGUUCAUAAUCCUCAUAAUUUAUCAACAAACACAAAAAAGUGUCUUACUUGAGAGUAAGAGUAUGUGUGUGAGUGUGAGUGCGUGUGCGUGUGUGUGUGUGUGUGUGUGUGUGUGUAAAUAAAUUUAUAAAUCGGGGAAGUAUUGGAGAAGGAAGACGUAGACCUGCAGUUUGAGCAAAUAGCCGCAGUGUUUUAGGAGCUGAAAUUUCAGAUUUAAAGGUUUCAACCUCCACUACUUCCCCAUUUUUGUGGGGAGCAGAGGGGGUGACUAAAGCUAUAUGGUUGUUGUGUUGAGGGGAGGGGAAUAAUUUUUGUUCAGUCUUUCCUAGUGACCAAACUUAAUUUUUAAGAAUAAUAUAUUGACUUAUUAAAUGGAACUGUUUUGAGCUUGAGGAAUCUCCAGAAGCGUGGAGUUCUGUGUUGGUCACAUGUUAAAAGCGCUUGCUCAGCUUUGGAGCAGAGGGCAUACCUACUUCAGAUAUCCGUCCAUUUUCAUCUCAUUGUAGUUGAACAGUGUGACUUCUGAGGGUUGCUCUGGUGUCUGUGUUCUGGGUUGUGAAGAUCAUCUGAAAAAGAACUCUCACUACAUUGAAAUGCAAAAUUUUAAAAGUCUAUAUACUGUAUUAGAAAGUAAAAAAUUGAAAAAGUUAUAAUCUUAAAAGUAAAGUUGGAAAAUUUCCUAAAAUAGGGAAGAAAGUAAUUUCCUUUUUCAUUUGGUGGGCAGUGUGUGCCCAAAGUUGGUUUAGAAAAUAUUUCCAUUAACUAUUUUUAUUUAAAAUAAGCAUUUGAGGGAAGUUAUCAGAGCAGCUCUUUUCUUCAAAAGUAGUAACCUGUUCCUCUUUGGAAUAGCACAUUUCGGGCCGUGUUAGUACCCAGGAUUUUUACUCAUUUUACUCUAAAUCCUGAUGGUGACUUUGCCUAAAAGAACUUUAAGAUUGAGGUCUGUGUGGGUAAUAAAAGAUUACCAAAGUCCACAAAAGUAAUUUAAAUAAAUUUUACAUGUUCUCUUUCAUGACAGAGAAUAGCACUGAUUCUGUUAUUUUUUAAAUAAAUAAGUGAUUUUUUGAUAGGUGUUUAAUAUUUCUUCCCUCACUGCUGAUCCUUGGAUAGAAACCAGUCUUUAUAUUUGAUGGACUGCUUUCAGUAAAAUCUUAAGUGUACAAUAGUUGUCUAAAACUGUACAUUUGGAAUGGAGCAGCUUAAAUACUAGGUCUCAGAAGUCUGAAAAAUAGCAAAGAAGACUGGGUUUGGAAAGCAAGAUCUGAAGUUGCUUGUCAUAUUCUGAAGCUAUGAAGAAUAAUUGUUUCCACUUUGGAUUACAAAACCCCAUUUAUGAUUUUAAAAAUUACACUUGAAAUAAAAUGAUUAAACUAAAUUUUGGUCCAGUGACAUUACUUUGCACUUCAUAGUCCUUUGUACAUUUUAAGACUUUUUUUUUAAGUCUUAAUUUAUUGCUGAAAGUUUUUAUGUGAAACUGUAGCCUAUCUCUGAACUUUACUAGACAAUAUCUGAUUUUUGUCCCACUGUACUGUGAUCCAUGUUCUAUUGAGGCUUUUUUGCCUUAGUUUGAGACUGAAUUUAUGUCCUUUAUAAACACGAUAUGUGUCUUUUGUAAACAUUCUGGAAAAUGUAUGGCUUUAAUGGAUUAAAUUUAAUGGGCCUGAUUGAAGGGAAGAGAUUUAUUUGUUAAAAUGAAGUUAGU